Messenger RNA from Symbiodinium necroappetens, 1380 nucleotides. The record is from the annotation of a GenBank genome assembly. Lineage: Eukaryota; Dinophyceae; Suessiales; Symbiodiniaceae.
GUCACAAACGCGGUGAACGAUGAGCUCAUCAGCACCCUCGACUACAAGAUGCGCACCUCCAACGCCUCCUACGUCACCUCUCGCAAGGACGUGCAGUUUUUCCCGAGCUCGUUGAGCACCUUCACUUCCACCACGAGCAGGGUGGCGAGGAUCCCGCUCACUACCGGGGGCGACUUCCUGGAUCCUGAAUCCAUCAAGAUCGCGUUUAGACUCGUCAACAACGACGCCACGAACGAUUUCCACCCCCUGACCGGACACCCCGGCUGCCUGGUGAAGCGGAUUCAGCUUUUCGCGAACGGCCAGCGCACCGACGACAUCGAUCACUACGGUCGCAACGUGCACAUGUACACGCUGCUCAAGCCGCGCGAAUAUACUGGAUCAACCGCCAACGAGGGUUUCGAGAUCAACGACGUCUCUAACUUUCCUGCGGCGCUGCCUCCCAGCCACUUCCAGGAAGUGCUCGUGGCGCCGACGCUGGUGGGACUGCUGGGGUGCGGCAAGAUGCUUCCGCCGCAGCUGAACCUGGUGUUGGAGAUCGAAUUCGCCGAUCCCGCGGAAGCGGUCCGAGGCGGGCAGACGAGCUCGGUGGAUUUCGAGCUUCAAAAUGUUCGCGUGCUCGCAUCGCAGGUGACGCUGGACAGCGCCCUGGUGGAAAGCUUCAACAGGGUGCUGCUGUCCGGCUGCAGCCUGGUGUUCUCGUAUCCCACCGUCCACACGCAGACCACUUCGGUGCCUGCCGGCUUUACGGAGUUCAACGUCACCGUUUCUCGCGCCUAUACACCAAGCUUCUGGGAGCGUUCGUCACAUUUCGAACCGACACCGAUUAUUCCGGCGAACGGCACCUCGUUCUUGGAGUCUCAGAUGCAGCUGGGGCCGAUGCAGGUGCCUCAUUACCCCGCCCAAGACUUUGCGGAGCACCACCACUUCCUGCACAUUCUGGCACAGACCUACGACUCCACGAUUCGGAACAUGCGAUUGACGAAGAACAUGUACGAAAAUGAGUCUUUCGAGAGUAGUAUUACGGGGAACGUCCUUAACGAUGGCCAAACCACCGAGAUCAGCGGCAUCACCGCUGGGCAGCUGGCGACCGUUCUCACGGCGUACACGCCGCUUACUGACACCGCCGGCAACACCGCCGCCAUCGCUGCGAACGCUACUAUUUCGGCUAACAACUCCGCUUCGAUCGCAAAUCUGCAGAGUCAAAUCGAUGCGCUGCCCGCUCCCCCCGACCUCGCGCCAUACGCCCUUGCUUCAGACCUCGCCGCGGCUGAGGGCCUGAUUGCCGCAAACCAAUCCAGUUUGACCGCCUUGAACACCAGCCUGACCACUGGCUUGGCGACUAAGGCGAACCAGUCGGCGCUGGACGCCCUGCAGCUAGAG